UCCCGGCCAACUCGAUUACGGUGCUGAUUGGUUUAAACUUUCACCGUAUAUGACAGUGACCAAUGAAAUUCAUUUACGUUGAAUUCUAACCUCCACACAAAUCGUCAUUGCGUCUUGUGUCUGAAAGCUUGCAAGUGGACGUGUGUACACACAGAUGACGAACCACACACAACCGCGCUGACACGGGAUAUUUGACAGGUUAAAGACUACGAGAAAAGCUGACUUUAAAGCAUAUUUUUAUAUGAUUUAAAACCAUGUCAGCCUUUGUGGCCCACCCAUCGGUUCGCAUUAGGGGAACGGAGCACACGUUCACUCCUGUGCUGUGUCAGGAUGAGAAAUGUGCAGGACAGGAGAAAGGAGUGCACAUGCACUGUCCACUGUGUUCUGUGGCUGAGUCUUACCAAGAUCCCAUAAUCCAACGAGCUCACUUCCGCAUCAAGCACGUAGACAAAGGCAUUGACUUUGCAGGCUUGAAGGUGCUACGCUGCUGUAAUCCUUGUGAGAUUGUGGGCACUAUUAAAGGAGAAAAGAAGUUUAAAGGUGCUCAUUGGCACUGCUAUCGCUGUAGAAAUGGUUUCAAUAGGAGGGAUGAGGCCAUCAAACACUUUAAGACGCACUUCCGAAAUCCCCAAACUACAUUCCAGAUCCAAGUCACACAGAACGUUAACUGCCGGCAAUAUUAUGGUGAAAGUUCAGACGCUCACGCUAAAGCAUAUGAAGGGAUGGCAGUGAGUCUUGGUGGAGAUGGUGUUAGCAUUGGAUCCAUCUUAACCCAGCCCAUCCUUACCACUGGUACAGAAAGCCUGUUGACUGUGGAGCCAAAGGAAGAAUGUGAGAGAAAUGGAAUCCAAUUGGGUGCUGAGGAGGAAGUGGACUCCUCCCACAAUGCUAUUGGGACACAGACUCUUGUUCUGAUGGAUCCUGAUGGACAGGGAAGCAGUGUUAUUUAUGGCACAGCUACCGGUAUACUCACUGAACAGGGCGUAGAAGGUUUGGAACAGAGCUUGCUACAGAAACGACUCCUGGACCUCCACCAGCAAAACGACACACUACGUCGAGAAAAGGAGAGUGUGGAGAAGACAUUACGUGCUGAGAUUAAACAGCUUAAAGAACAGGUUGCAAGCCUGGUUCAAUCUAAUGUAAGGAUGUUUGAGAAACUGCAAGCGUUUCAAUGCCCAGACCACAGCCAGCAAAAGGUGGCCAAGCUUAUGGAAAGCCUUGAAGCUCAGCACAAAGAGUUACUACAGGCACACCUUGCUUCACUCAAAAGAGUGAUCCUGUCGGAAACAGAUCAGAUGACGACCAAUGGCCACAAGGAGGCACCAGAGCUCAGUGUGGAUGUAGAGGAGCAUCAGACAAAACCUGUCAGUAAUACUUUAGAGGACAUGGAUGUACAACUACAAACCAAUCAGCAUGAAGCAUUAAAAUCCUCAGAGUUAGUGACAGCUGAUACAAUGCCCUGUUUGGAGAGUCCCAGCUUGGACAUAGAUUUGCCAAACACUGGCUUGACCACCAGGGUUUUGGAAGAUAAACAAAAAGCGUCAUUGUCCCCUGUGUCUAAGAAGCGCAGCUCCGUGGAUGACACAGAAGAGACUGUGGAAACCAAAGUACAGAGAAUCUGCUGAGUCAUUUUUUUUGCUUUAUUGUUACAAUUGCCACAUAUUUGCAAGUCAGAAAUAAUCUGUCUGUAAUGUUGUCUGAAUGCAUUUUACAGGUGCUGCCCUGUUUUUAAAGAGACUGUGUACAUAAUUUGGCCUUUCCAGUAGUGGGCAAAAACUACAUUUCUGUGAUCUAUAUAUUUUAAUAUAUGCUUAUUUAUAUGCUGCCAAUAUGCCCUGUUGAUUGUGUUGUAUAUUUAAAUAUUAAUGUAAUUAAGUACUCAGAUAGUCUUAUUUUUAUACUAUUGUCGUUGAUGUCUGUAUUAGAACUAGUUUAGAGAUGCAAUAGUUACAAAAUGCUAAAAGAAGAAUACUAAGGGUUAUAAAUUAAUAAACCCAUUAAACAUUUUGGUAUAAUUAUAAAUAAUUUAUAUUAUUCUGAUUAUAACAUGGGGCUGUUGAAUGCUUUAUUCUGAUCUUCCAUGGGUAUGCAUUAUUUCUGAUAAAUGCACACCUAACUCAAAAUAAAAAUGACCACCAGAGCA
Molecule: messenger RNA, 2143 nt
Organism: Misgurnus anguillicaudatus (oriental weatherfish)
Lineage: Eukaryota; Metazoa; Chordata; Actinopteri; Cypriniformes; Cobitidae
Source: RefSeq, a predicted model, not a curated record